This is a messenger RNA of Psylliodes chrysocephalus, 5502 nucleotides long. The record is from the annotation of a GenBank genome assembly. NCBI's taxonomy places the organism in Eukaryota, Metazoa, Arthropoda, Insecta, Coleoptera, Chrysomelidae.
GAGUGAUACCACACAUUGAAAAUGUGAGCGUUACAUUCAUUUCAUGGCCCAUAAAAACAUCCUUUUUUCAUUAAAAUCAUCCCAAAUACCGUAUGGUUAAAGGUAAACGUUGCCAUUGCAAGAGACCGAGAAACUAUUUGUAUCAAAAUUUUAAGCCAGAAAAUGCAAUAGAAGAAGAAAUAGAACUUGAUAAUGAUUCCGAAGGCGAAAUACCGAAAAUUCAAGAAGAAACAGUAACGCCGAAUAUCUCAGAUGAAAGAACCGAUUUAGUAUUAAAGGCAACCAUUAUACCAUCAGAACAGGGAACACUAAUAAAAGACCAACCUUGCAGAUCCCAUUUAAGAGACAAAAUUAUACUAAGAAGAAUUAUAAAUCUUACAGAAAGAAGAAGCGACUAUUUAUUGCUAAAUGGACCGUUGUACAUUAAAAAAUCAUCAUUAAAUCAUUUAGAUUAUCAACUAGAUAACCUGCCACUCAGACACAUUUUUCGUGCAUCCAUACCAGGAAAAAGCGUCGAUGACAACACCGAAGCAGAACCUUAUUAUGAAUCUUCCGAUAAAAAUCUGACGGAUGAGAACACUUUUUUGUCGUUGACUCCCAGUCACGAAAUAUUUGAAUCUAACGCCCGCAAUGCUGAUAUUUUAUUGUAUCAAUUUAAACCUAAAGAGGAUAAUAUAACUUCGCAAGAUAAUGAACCUCGCGAUGUAAAAAUAAUUAAUGAUAUUUUCGAAUUCGGGCCGCCAGAUCAACCACCUUGGAUGCAACAUGAACCUCAAUAUAAAUCUAUGGAAGUUGCACCACCUACAAUGCAACAUGCACUACCUACAACGGAAUAUAAACAAUCACCAUCGGAACAUAAUCCAUAUAGACAACCUACUAUGGAAUAUAAACCACCUACUAUGGAACAUAAACCACCUACUAUGGAACAUAAACCACCUAUUAUGGGACUCGCACGGCGUGCUAUGGAAUAUAGUCCACCUAUUAUGGGAAAUGAACCAGAUGAUCAACAUACAACAUACAACCUCCCAACACAAUCACAAUUUUCUUAUUUAGGUGGUCAAUGUGGUCCAAACUGUGUCAAUAAUAUGAGUAACGAAUAUGCACCUGUACCAUAUUGUCCUACAAAUGAGUGCAGCCCAGAAUGUAUACACAAUCCAAAACCAAAUUAUUACUUUAAGCCACAACCCUGUUCAAGCCAAUGUAGUCCAGAUUGUUUAUUUAACCCUCAACGAAAAUGUCAACCAAAACCUGAUAUUCCGAAAUGUAGUCCAAAAUGUAAACCCAAACCAAAAUGCACAUAUAGUAGAACAAUAAUUGACAACUGUAGCCAAUAUUGUCCUGAAUGUAACCCGAAACCAAUAUGCUGCUGUGCUAGGCCAAUUGACAACUGUGACCAGUAUUAUCCAGAGUGUAAACCGAACCCAAAAUGUAAACCAAUAGGCAAUUGUAACCAGUGUUCUCCUAAAUGUAAACCCAAACCAAAAUGUUCCUAUGCUAGAUCAAUUGAGAACUGCUGCAACCAGUAUUAUCCAGAAUGUAGACCCAUACCGAAAUGCUCCUAUGCUAAACCAAUUGAAAACUGCUGUCACCAGUAUUAUCCAGAAUGUAAACCCAAACCAAAAUGCUCGUAUAGUAGACCUGUUGAUAAGUGUACCCAGUGUUGUUUAGAAUGUAUACCCAAGCCAACAUGCUCACGAGCCCAAGCAAUUGUUAACUGUAACCAGCCUUAUCCAGAAUGUAUAUUCAAACCAACAUGCUCCCAUGCUCAAUCUAAUGCCAACUGUACUCAGUUAUAUCCAGAUUGUCCACCCAAACCAAAUAAUCGAUCGAACCCACAAAAUAAUACAAGGACUGAAUGUAGCCGUGAAUGUAAAUUUAAUAAUACUCAGCCGAUAUACUUUUUUCUAAACGAAACCAUUUAUGAAUGUAAUUCCGAAGGUGAAAUCUGUAGAACUAGUUUAGAUAUAAUACCUGACUCCAAACCAAAUACGGCUAGAGAUAAUCAAAUCAUUAAGAGUCGACCUAAUAACAUGUACUAUUUUAAAGACUUAUCCGCGAUGAAAUAUGAUUCAGAGUGUUCAAAAUAUAAAAGCUAUGUUGAAAAUAUGUUUUUUCCGGCACCACGAAGUAUUCCUUUAAAUCAAUGUGCAGUAAAUAUGCAACCGACUUGUUUUUUUGAUCUACCGGCUAAUGAAAAUGAUACAACAAACCAUUGCAAUUCAGAAUGCUCUUUCAAAAUGCAUGAGUAUGAUAUUAAAGCAGAAGUUAGAUUUCAAUCAGAUCCUCAAAAGUGUUAUCCAGACUAUGAAAUAAAUGUACAAAAUGAGUAUGCCAAGCAAUGUAGCUCCAAAAUCAAUUUUAGUACAAAAACAAAUUGCACUUGUGACCACCAGCUUAUUGGUAGAUGUAGUUCUGAAUGUGACAUAAAUACAGAACAAACAUGUACCACGCAAUGUAUCUCCAAUGCACAACCAAAAUGCAGUUGUGGCCUUCAGAUUGAUUGCGCAUGUAGUCCCGAAUGUGACAUAAAUGUAGAAGCAAGAACAAAUCCGUGUAGCCCUGAGUGUACUUAUACAGGAGCAAAAUGCACUUGUGAUCAGCUUAACGAUACGUGUAGUCCCGAAUGUAUUAUAAAUACUCAAGAUGAUACUACAAACCAAUGUAGUUACGAAUGUACAUUAAAUACAAAUCCAAAAUGCACUUGUGGCCAGCUUAAUAGUACAUGUAGUCCCGAAUGUAAUGUACAUAUCGAAAAUGAAACUACAAACCAAUAUAGCUGCUUAUGUAUACAACCAAAAUGCACCUGCUGCAUUAACAUUGAUGGCGGAUGUAGUCCUGAGUGUGACAUAAAUAUGCAAGAUGAUGCUACAAACUUAUUUUGUGGUUCAGAAUGUCCAUUUAAUUUACAACCAAACUGCUUUUUUUCACAAAUAAAGUGCACUUGUCAACACUCUCCUGAUGCUAAAUGCAGUCCUGAAUGUGACACGAAUAAGAAUGGCGUAGAAGGUAGAUCGGACCCAAAUCUCCAAGAUACUUUCGUGAGCCAAUGCAGCUUGAAUAAUAGAUUCAAUUUACAGCCAAUAUACGCUUGUGGGAGAUUAAUUUGCGUUUCAAAAGCUAGCCGACAAAGUAACGCCUAUAAAUGUGACGUAGAAGGUACAAAUUUAAAAGAAAUUUCUACAAAAUCAUGUUCCUCGGAUUGCAGAAUCAAUUCACAAACAAAUUGUACUUGCGGAUCCACCCAUAAAUGUAGCUCAGAAUGUAACAUAAAUGUUCUUAAAAAGCAACAUAGCUCGAAAUAUUUACUCAAGGCACAACCAAAAUUCAUUAUUGAAUCUAAAAUAAAAUGUCUACCGGACAGUAUCAUAAAUAAAAGUAACAUAGAAGGAUAUACAAUACCUGAAGAUAUUUCGUUAAGUCAAUGUAGUAAUCUGCAGCAAUCCGAAAACCAACUGAAUCAAAAAUGUAGCACCGAUUAUGAAAUAGUUUUAAAGCAUGUUGAUGCUCAUUCAAAUCAACAUAAUCAAAAAUGUCAAGUCAAGAAGCAAUCAAAAUGCGUUUUUGCAGACCUACCAAUUCUUAAAUGUAUCAGUCAUGACAACGACUCAAAGAACACAGAAUUUUCGUUUAAGCAACCAAAAUGCUCUUGUGCGGAAGGAUAUGAAUGUAGUUCUACUUGCGAUAUUUCUAAAUGGAAAAACGGGGAUGCUAUUGGAGCCGAUGAAUGUAAACCUGACUCUAGUAUAGACAACACAAAAUCUAAAAAGAAUUUAGAUAACGAAGCUCUCCGAAUAUGCAGACGUUGCUGCGAACGAAACAAAGAGGUCAUCAAAAUUACUCGCGAUAAAGAAAAAAUUCCAGAACAAAUAAAGACCGGUCGACAUCCUAUAGACGAAGAAGAAAAGCUUCUGCAUUCGUGUCUCUUAUGUUGUAAACGAGCUAAAUGUGUUGGAACGUCGUCGGAAAAUUCACAUCGACAAUAUGGGAUACAGUGCAGUUUCUGUAUGGAGAGCAGCAAACCUCGAUCGGCAAAUCCUUUGGACAUUUCCGAUAGUGAAGCCGAGUUCCUUGUUAAUUCUUACGUCCCUCGGAAAACGUGCGAUUUUACUCUUUCGGAAUGCCAUAUGAAAAGAACCCAUGGAGAAAAAUAUGGCGAUGUUAAAUACCAUUUUCUAAUGGUUGAUGUUGCUACUGAAAAAAAUCAAGUUGUUGAUAGCAGUACGUCAUCUUCUGCAACCAAUUUACAAGAUGAACUGGCUGAAAGACGUGCCAGAAAAGCAAAGAUUAUUAGUUCCAAAAAGGCUUUAGAGGCAAAUAAAAAGUUACUGGAAACAAAGCCAGAUAUAGAUGAAAAAAAGAAGCCAUUGAAACCCAUGGAAUCCAUACCCGAAAGCAUAGAAGCUCCAAGUGAAGAUACAGUCUUUUAUAGUCAGGAGCACAUCGAUGAACAUCAGAAACGUAUAAGCAUUGUUAGUUGGAGUGAAGAACCAACAGAUAACAUAGAUAAAGAGUUGGCUGAAUUCAUAGAUGAGAGAAGAACAUCGGAACAAAAAACAUCCCUAUUUGAAGAAAUAAUCAAGCAAGAAAAAAGGAAAAUUAACAACAACCAGAAACAAGCAGAAUCGAAAUACCCACAGAAUUCGGAUAAGGACCGUACGGACAAGAACGAGGACCGCCCGGGAUGGUUUUCGUUCUUGAAAAAGAAAAGAAAGCAUGCUCAAUCUAGGACUUCUACAGUCACCCGAAGGUUAUCUCUAUUAGAUGAUGAUGAAGUAGACGAUGAAGGAAGGUACUAGUUUACACAAGCGAUAUGUCCAUAUCACAAAUCGAGGAACAAUUGCAUAAGGAGAACGGCAGCAAAAGUUUAGAAUCUUAUCGUCGCAGAAUCUCUCCAAUCGAGAAUCCGAUUUCCGAAAAAGAGAAUAAGCUUAAUCGAUAUUUAAAUAACUUGGACGUCACCAGACCAUCGUAGAAACCAUAAAAUAUAGUCAUUAAAAAUAUUGUCUAUUGCAUCUUCAUUUUUGGUGACCAAUUCUGUACCUGCUUAGAGGUCAAGAAUAUUAUCUCCAAUCUUAUAGAUUUGGGGAAAAUGCUACCCAAAGUUGAAAAUACGAGUUUGUACCGCUAUGAAGAAAUAAAAUUAUAUUUUUUCUAAACGUACUAUAUCAAAAAUAUAAGUUUAAGGUGUUUUAGUAAAUGCAUUAUCUCCACUUGAUACGAAACUAGAGAUACGAUUCUUUAUCUCUAAGGUAAUUGGGCUAAUUUUGUGACCUUGACAUUCAGAGGAGAAGGCAAUAGAAGACCACAAAUACUUACGUUAUUUACAUCAUGGAUACGAACAUACCUCUGAAUAUUAAAAACGAACAUACCUCUGAAUAUUAAAAGUAUCUACUGGGCAGUCAAGCUAUUGUCGUCUAAAGAAAAUUUCCAAAUAGUCACGAAAUAAGAUAUUUUUUUUAAAUUAAAUGUCUGGUCAUAAACCCAUCAAAAAUAAAAAAUACA